Molecule: messenger RNA, 3762 nt
Organism: Sciurus carolinensis (gray squirrel)
Lineage: Eukaryota; Metazoa; Chordata; Mammalia; Rodentia; Sciuridae
Gene: Rab3b
Product: RAB3B, member RAS oncogene family
Biological process (GO): protein localization to plasma membrane; protein secretion; regulation of exocytosis
Cellular component (GO): endosome; plasma membrane; synaptic vesicle
Molecular function (GO): GTPase activity; GTP binding
Source: RefSeq, a predicted model, not a curated record
CCUGAAAGAGCCUCAGUCCUUAGUCGCUGAGGUGGGGACCAGAUCCGUCCGUCGCACUCCACCCGGCUCCACCCCGUCAGGCUCCCCAGACCCCCCUGCACCCUCCCGCCUCCACGUGGGACGGUCCGACUGAGCUGUCGGCGAGCCAGCACCUUGUCCGCACUCGGAGACCGAGAUGGCUUCAGUGACCGAUGGUAAAACUGGAGUCAAAGAUGCCUCUGACCAGAAUUUUGACUAUAUGUUCAAGCUGCUCAUCAUUGGCAACAGCAGUGUGGGCAAGACCUCAUUCCUCUUCCGCUAUGCUGAUGACACUUUCACCCCAGCCUUCGUUAGCACUGUGGGCAUCGACUUCAAGGUGAAGACAGUCUACCGUCAUGAGAAGCGAGUGAAGCUGCAGAUCUGGGACACAGCUGGACAGGAGCGGUACCGGACCAUCACCACAGCCUAUUACCGUGGGGCCAUGGGCUUCAUUCUGAUGUAUGACAUCACCAAUGAAGAGUCCUUCAAUGCUGUCCAGGACUGGGCUACUCAGAUCAAGACCUACUCCUGGGACAAUGCACAGGUUAUUCUGGUGGGGAACAAAUGUGACAUGGAAGAAGAGAGAGUUGUUCCCACUGAGAAGGGUCGGCUCCUUGCAGAGCAGCUUGGUAUGUGCAAGAUGCAUGUGUACACUGGUUUUGACUUCUUUGAAGCCAGUGCCAAGGAGAACAUCAGUGUGAGGCAGGCCUUCGAACGCCUGGUGGAUGCCAUUUGUGAUAAGAUGUCUGAUUCGCUGGACACAGACCCCUCUGUGCUGGGUGCCUCCAAGAAUACGCGUCUCUCGGACACCCCACCACUGCUGCAGCAGAACUGCUCAUGCUAGGCAAUGCCCACUCUCCGGCCUCCCCUAUUGUGCCCCUACAUGCACUUUGCUUCUCCCUGUUACACAGUGUCCAUUCCCAGCCUCCCGGGCAAGCUGAGUUGCUGCUGUUCUUUGCCAUCCCCCAGGGGGUUCUCUGCAGAUGGCCCCAAUUACAGACACUCAGUACUAGACUAAUAGCACAGGUCAUGGCAUGGGCGGAGAUACCCUUUACAAAUGAAAACUCCAUUUUAUGAAGAGGAUUCAACACAGGUUCUUGUAAAAAGAGUCUACUUUCUGCCUUUAUGAUAAGAUUUCCUCCACUUACUAAAAAUUGUCACACACCCACACUUUUCAGGAGCUGGCCAAAUGUGUAAAGUGAGGCCUACCUCUACAGCUAAUCCUAUUAAAGAAAACUUCCCAAAGUACAAUCUUCUUGCUUCAUAUCAGGCUCCCUGUGGAGUUUUCUCUUACCACAAGUCAAGCUUUGGCUCACAAAGUCCCAUGCUUGUUACAACGGAUGCCCACAGGGCCUGGGCAGUUGCUGUGGUGACAGGCCAGCACUAAUCUCUGGAGAGCUCAGACUCUCUAGUGAUGCUGAAAGGAGCAAAGGCUGAGUCAGAAAUACACUUAAAAGGAUUAUCUCCUGCAAAAUGUCAAAGGUACCCGCUGUAUGAAAGAGUAAGCAAGUGAGUGCAAGAAAGAGAAAGAGAAAAAAAUAUAUAGGCAAGAUAAAGAAUGGGUCAUAACUUUCUGAUUUUGCUGCUUUCCAGCUGGUUCUUGAUUGUGGGGACUCCAUGAAAUUGGUCUUUGGAUCUUAGGCUCCCAGGACCUGAUAAUUUUAGAGUUGGUGGGAUCUCUAAAUUUAUCUAGUCUGAUUAAUCAGUCCCAAACCUUCCCAUCUCUGACAAGUAGCUGUUAGGCCCUGCAACCAAUUUUUCUUUUAAAACCCAACUUCAGGGAGGGACCAUAUCUUUGCACAGCUCUCAGAUUCAGAAAGUUUUCCUUGCUUCAAGCUGGAAUCUGCCUCUCGUAGAUUCUUCUUCCUCUUCCCACCCCUUUUGUACCAGCUUUGCUGCAGAGAUCUUACCGUCUCAGCUCUUUCUGCCCACGAUACUCUCAUAAUUUGAGAACAGGAAUCAUGACCUCUAGGACCUGCCCUUUCUUUAAGUCAAAUCCCCCUAAAAUUCUGUCAUUCACAGGUUUUUCCUCCCAUCCUGCCCCUUUCCUCUCACCCACCUAUCAGUUACUUCUGAGCAGUCCCACUGGGAAAUGUGAUUCCAAGCAGAAUAAAUCAAAAGGGGCAUGGCCCUGACAAACUUGAGAAAAUUGAAUUCAGAGGUCCCAAUAUCGACCCUUUUGUCCUGGGAGCGACACCUUGGUGUCUAUCAAAGAGCCCAUUUCUGGUGGAAGCCCCUUAAUUAAGCUCCUGAAGAAAACAACAAAUCCAAACCAAACUAAACCAAAACAGUAGAUACUCUGAGGCCUGAAUGGAUUAGCUUAUGAUUCCAGCUUGCUGUGGACACAGAAACACAUUUGGGGUUAUCUGAAAUAAUGACAUGGAACUAGCAAUUAUUUCUGAAAAUGUUCUUUCUCAACCAUGGCCCGAAUCCCCAGCCUUCUCUCCUGCACUAACAUGCCACCUCAAAAGUCAGUGUGUAUUUAGGGAAAGAGUCUUUCCUCAGUUUUCUAUUUCAAAUGCAUUUCAUUGUCCUAGGAAAAUGAAUUAGCUGGCAACAGGUCAAAUGACCAAAUAAAAGAACCAUCCAGAGUCAUCUCUAUGGAAAUGUUGCUUUUUUGAUGCAAUGCAGAGGACAAAAUUGACUUGCAGUUAGGAGACCUAGACUCUGCCAUCUAAUCAAGUGUGACUCUGGAUCAGUUACUUCCCAUCUCUGAGUCUUGAUUCUCCACUUAUAAAGUAAGAGUCUUAUUUGCAUGAUCUUAGGUCCCAUCAGACACAAACAAUUCUGUGAUACGUUUUUUCACCUUCAGCAUUUUAGUUCAUCUGCAGAACAAACCCGAGAGAUCAGGAUUAUCAUCCCAGUGCCAUUUCAACUAACACAGAUUUCAUGCUUACUCUGCACUAGACAUUGUUCCAAGCACUUUACACAUAUUAACUCAUUUAUCUACCUAACAUCUUUGUGAGGGAGGCACUGUAAUUGACCUCAUUUAAACAUGAGGAAAUCGGGUUAGGGGUGCAACUCAGAAGUGCACUUGCUUAGCAUGCAUGAGGCCCUGGGUUCAAUCCUCAGCACUGCAAAAGUAAAAUUAAAUUAAAAAGAUGAGGAAAUGAAGGUACAAAGAGGUUCUUGUUUGCCCAAAGUCACAUAAAUGAGUAAAUGGUAGAGAUGGGGUUCCAGGUUGUAGGUUACAAGAUCUGUGCUCUUAACCACAUUUAUAUUUCUUCUCCUUUAGAUAGAUGUGAUUCAGACAGGUUAAGAAACUUGAGCAAGAUCACACAGCUAGCAAGCAUGAGAGGCAAAUUAGGAUACAAUGCCAGGGCCAUCAGACUGCAGAUACACUGGAGAAAAGACUUAUGUCUCUAAUCUGUUAACAAAUUGCUCAACUACUCAGACUAAUCUGAGGUGAUGGAUGUCUCAUGCUCAGGAAAGCAGAGUUAGUCUCCCAGGCAACCAGAUCCCGUAGGUCUAAACAGAAAAUGCCCAGUGAUUCUCAGGGCCAAGUGCUGGCUUUCCUUACACUUGCCUCUGUCAGGUCAUACUUAUCUGACUCCCAAGCAGUGUUUGAGCAGCCUCCAUGCUACUGCAAUGGGGCAUGCUAGGUGCAUGACUUGAUUGACUUCUCCAUGGAAAUAUAUAUUCCCUUCACAGGGGGUUGGUUCUGGAUGUGUGUGUGUGUGUGUGUGUGUGUGUGUGUGUGUGUGUGUGUGUGUUUAACCUAGGGAUUCUCUACCACUGAGUCAC